Messenger RNA from Lytechinus variegatus (green sea urchin), 6197 nucleotides. RefSeq names its product probable serine/threonine-protein kinase kinX. Bases 278 to 1828 code for a protein of 516 amino acids. The transcript is spliced from 11 exons. The record is from RefSeq and is a predicted model, not a curated record. Lineage: Eukaryota; Metazoa; Echinodermata; Echinoidea; Temnopleuroida; Toxopneustidae.
UAGAUGGGUAAAUGAAUAGAUGCAGUCCGUGGCGUCGCAUUCAUCCACGAUCCAUGUCCAGUCAUACAGCGUGCUUAAAAUCGCUUAUACUUCCGGGCGAUAAAGAAACGGUUGGGAUAUAGUUUUAGUGCCUUGUACAGUUUUAUUUUUCUUGAAAGCAAAGGAAGGAUUAUAUGUACAUUGUAAAUUUGAUCUACGUUCACUUCUUCUUUUUUUAGUAGCAAAUUUAAAACCAUUUCGUCUUAAAAGUGUGCUAAACGACAGAACAGCCUUCAAUAUGCAGUCUUUACAAACAAGGAUAAUUGCACUUUUGCUCAUUUUGGGGUUCAUUAUUUCGGCUUUGGCUGCGCCACUCAAAGAAGACAGACAAAAUGAUGAAACAGAUGUACAAAAGGUCGAAAAUGUAGUUGCAUCACAAAACAGAGAGGUAGAUGACACACAGCUGAAGCAGGACCAAGAAACGGAAGACGGCCCUGUUGACGUUGAAGGAGAUAACACACCCGACGACGACGACGACGAUGAUGACAGGGGACAGGAGGUUAUCAAUUACCAAGACAUUCAAGUCGACCAUAACAGUAAAGUCACCAGUGAAAACGAAGGCAAAAAUAAAGAGACGGACAGUAAAAACGAAGAAGAAGAGGAAGGCACAUUCGAUGAUUUGAUUGAAGAUGACGACGGGGAGCAGUUUGCAGAUGAGAAUGAGCCAGAGAUGGAAAAAGAAGAAGAGGAGGAAGAAUCUGAGUACAUGCUGACACCUGCUGCUGCGCGUGAAUUAAUGCUAGAACUGAGAGAUCCUGUCGAAGUUGCCAAAUUUGUUGUGGAAACGGACGAUGCUGCUGGCUUCCUCAGGGCUCUCAGAUUACUCUUACACGAUGGAUAUAUUAGUGAAGAAGAAGCAUAUGCUCUCAAGGAUGAGGUGGCAGCACAGCUUAGAAAUCUUCUUAUGCUUCAACAAGUUGAGUUAUCAAGGGCGCUGUUCGAAACCUAUCAGCCACAGUUAGAAGAGGGCCCAACGGAAGACUUGGAUGGACUUCUCUACAACCAGAUGGCCCAACCUGCCGAAUAUUAUGACUACGCUAACAUGAUCAACCAAGAUGAAGUGCCAUAUGGAAGCUCUCAAAUGAACCUUUAUGAUACCUACCAAGACGCCAUUGAACAGGAAAGUUCUCAAGCCUUAGCGGAGAUAGCCGAGAUACUUGCCCAAAGGAUUGCACGAGGUGAAAUCUCACCGGAAGAUGGCGCUAAAAUCAUGAGCAAAGUUGUACAGCUCCUUCCAGACAACUACUGGGGAGAGAGCGAAGAAGAUGUUAGCUCAGUCGAUCUCGGGCUUUCAUCACAAACAAGCGAGUUCAUUGGUGAGGACGAGCCGGUGGAACGGUAUGGCCAAGUCGAACCAGAGAUGGAAAACUUCGAGGAAGAACUCCUGGCACAAGGACCGGAUGCUGGAUGGGUCAAGGAAAUCAAAGAGACGGACCAAAAUGGGGACGAGGAUGCCGUCGAAUUAGACGAAGAAGCAGAGAAGAUCGCGGAUGAACUGGAAGAUGAGCUUCGAGAAGGAGGCAAUCCAUCAAAAACAGAAUCCAUUGAAAUCAACAAACCUGGUGCUGAUGCUGUCGUAAAAGUUGGUCCCUCAAAUGAGGUCAUUGAUGAGGAUGUGGAAAAGAACUGGAAAGACAUGUCUCUACUACUCGAUAACGACAUUCCAGAAGAUAUCUUGAGAAGCCUUGGUAUCGCCAUGACAAAGCCGGGCAACAAGUAUGAAAAUGAAAUGGAAGAUAAGAUGGAGAACGAAAUGAAGGAGUUAGAAACAAAAGAAGAAGACGAUUAAUUUGAGGUCAUUCAAGACCUUUCCCUUUCUCCUCCUUCCACAGAUAGGUUUGAAAAUCAGAGACUGCAAUGGAUGAACGUGUUGGAUAUUCAGCAAUAGCAAUAUGUUUUGUGGGACAGAAGUAUUGCCCCCCCCCAAAAAAAAAAAAAAUUACACGUACCUUACAGUGACAUCUAAGGGAGCAUCUAAAAUCGGUUGACUCGACUCAGAAUGAAUUGUAUUUCGUUUACUUUCAAAUAAGAACUACUUAAUGAACUAAUAUAUUUAAAACCCAUCUUAAGGUUUCAAUGAUGACAAAGAAACGGAACACUUCUGUUAUUUUUUUUCAAACAAUAUAUUUGUAAUCGAAUUAGAGGAAAAUUGAGGGGGAAGGUGAUUUAAUCACCCCAAACUUAUUAAAUACGUAGUGUUGACGUGUUGCGUUGAAAGUACCACCCUGCUACGUUUCACCAUGGAUGCAAAGAGUUUGACAUACGGUUUAUGUAGUCUCUGAUUUUCAUCACUUUCCUUGCAUCGAUCUUUAAUUUGCAUCGAAAUUCAUCUCCUUUGCUCUUCACUCUAUUUCUCACACAUCAUUCUGUAAAGAUCUAAUUUCCACAAUUUUAUUGCUAAUUGAUUUGUUUUAAUUUGGUUUUAUAUUAAUGUGAAGAUGUUGAUUUACAACGCAAUUGGUGUCGACACCACACAUUUCUUUAUUUGAAUUUGACGCGCACAUAAAUCACCUAUUUGGGUUAAUUUUAAAUCACUUUAAACAAUGUUGGUGUCAAAGUGCUAUAACUAAACUUAAAAUGAUGAGCACUUACUUGGUACAAUAUUUUCAUUCAUUGAUUUGUAAGAUAUCAUAUUCUGAUCAUACUGUCAUAUUUCUAUUGUGUAAUAACAUUUUUAAUAAAAUGAUCAAAUCAAUAAGUGAUUAAUUACUUUCUUCUUAAACAUGUUGAAUCUCAAAUUCUAUUUAUUCACACGAAAAAUAGUGUAAAAUACAACCCAUUUUGCAAAGUUGGGUCAGUGUAUGUGCGCCGUUUUUGUCUGUUUGAUUCUGACGUAUAUGGCGUUAACGGCCCGUCAUACCUUAUUGGUGUUUUUAUUUACAUUAAUGACAGGAAAAAUGUAAUGUAUUUUUGUGCCCACCGUAUCAUAUGGGGAUGUGAAUAUAAGUUUAAAAAAUCUUUAUUUUUAAUCUAUUUAAAUACAUUAGAAUUAUAAAUCAUUAAAAAGGAUUUUUGCUUUUAUGAAAUGCUUCGUUUGUUUUCUUUCUUUCCCUUUUCUAUUUUGUUGUAUAUUCUAUCUAUCUACCUAUCUAUCUAUCUAUCUAUCUGUCUGUCUGUCUGUCUGUCUAUCUAUCUAUCUAUAUUAUAUCUUUCUUUCUUUUUCUAUAUAUCAAUGUUUGUAUUACACCAUUUUCACACUUCCCCUAUUUCUCCCUUUCUUAUAUUUAUCUUCAUUAUGAAUCUAUCACAUGUUUGUUUUCGGGGGCUUUUACAUCAAGUUUAUUAUUAUUUAUUUAGUUAUCAAUACAAAAUUUGAUUUUACUCUACAUUAUUCUCAAGUCAUUGUUUCCCCCUCACUUUCUCUCUCAUUCAGUUUGUGUGUCUGUAUGUCUGUCUUAAACUCAUUUUCUCUUUGUCACUCACUACUUGACACCUUUUCUUAUUAUCUCGACCUGAAUGGUCAUGUUGGUUGUUUUGUUUUCUCUUUGUGCAACUUUACACUUUCUUGUAAGUAUUUCAUCUCUACGAGCUUUAAAUUUUCAUAAAGAGAAUCUAUGAAUAUAUUGUACAGUAUAUAAAACAUUGUAUCAUAAUUCUGGUGCAUCUACGUUAUACAGAAAAAUCGGAAGACUACUCUAAUUGAUGUAAUUACAACAUAUAGAUGUGAUAGCUCUAGUUGUAAGUGGUCUUAGAAAAAUGUUCUUUUAUCAAAAACGUAUAAGCACAUAAAAAAGCCGUAACUAUUUUUACAGUCGCAUUUUUGUCACUACCGGUGCAUACAGAGAUAGGUUUACAGGCUGUCGGAUUCUUUCUGCUAAUCCUAGGCCAUAUCAAAUGUUAAAUUGAAGAAAUGGUUAUACGAUUGAUGUGAUGACUUUCAUAUUUUUUUAUUCUUCAUAUUAUCUGUAAAUGUCUUGUUAUAUAACACGCAACUGAAAAAUAAAACCAUCUUUUACUUUAUUCAUCUUUAUCCAUAACAUGGGUUGUUUCAUAAAACACUAAUUCUAAAAAAAAAUUAAAAAAGGUCACAAACGAUGUUACGUACACUAAAAUAUUUAGUGUCAAGGUGUGAGCACCAACAGCACCAACAAUAGGUUCCAUUAUAGAUUUCAAAUGGUUUUUCUUUCAAUUCGUGGCAAAUUACAUAUUUUGAAGUUCAAACUAUAUUAGGAGAAAUAAUGAUGGAAAUCUGUAUUCUUCACCCCUAGCUAACGCACCAAAGAGAGAGUGAGAAACUAAUAUUGGCUUUCCAUAAACCAGUCAUUCGUAACUCUCUGAACAAGUUUAUAAAACACACCUGAUCAAUGUUUCCCAUGUUAACACCUACCAUAAAACUCACUGGUUGCAUAUUUUGAUUAUCAUUUCACCAUCAGUUUCUAAACCAAAAAUGGUGAAAUGUCGAAGAAAAAUGAAGAUGUAUGAUAUAUAGAUUUCCAAGUGACCCAGAUAAGGUUUUCUGACAUUUCAACAUGAGGGCGUUUUCAUCAGAUUUAGUUCUCGCUAUUUUUGUUAGCUUGAGAAGUCAUGCUCGAGGCCUACAUGACGUACUCCACUAAAUAAGAAACGUAAAAUGAUUUAUACACUCUAUUUUCUAUUACAAAAUGUAAUCAAUAGUGAAAUUCAGUCUCUUUCUUUGAUAAAAUAUUGAAAGAGUGAUCCAAGAGUACUUAGUUGGCCUAAUCCAGCAAAAUGCCAACUAGUUUGCCAGAUUAUUGUCGUAUAACGACUUGUAUGAUUCUUCAUUCUAAAUGCCAUAAUAUCUCUUCAUACUUUCAGUUCAUUGCUCUCUGGAUCUUGUAUAUUCCAUAUGUAAAUACGUAGGAGAAAAUAAUUUCAUGUCGCUUAAAAGAAGGCGAUGAACACACUAACUCGUAUGACCAAAAUAUAGAUACGUGUAUUAUGGCAUCAUUGUGCGGCUUUGAUUGUAUGAAAUAGCAGUAUGUUGUGGCAUCGCAAAGAAUGGGAUCAUAUUUGCAUGAAAUCAAAUAAGAUGUUAUAGAUUAUCACUCAUGUAAUGGGGGUGUAGAAAUAUACGCCGUGUCGUUAUGAAACACAAGGCUAUAGGAUUAUGUUUUAGCUGUAGUCAUAAUGACUGAAUAUUUGGGUAAUGAGUUGGGGAAAUUAUAUUUUGUGAUUUUAUCUUAAGGCUAUUUUUCAUUCAAUUUGUUUUAUGGUUAUCAUGUACGGGAUUUGAUCGAAUUUAAAAGGGUAAAAUCAUUUCACGUAAGUCCACAUGUUAUGUUAAUUUUACUUGUAUGCAUUGGCAUGGUUUCACAAUAACCCCACUGAAAAUUGGGAGAAAAUGAAAAACGAAAAAGAAAAAUAGUCUUACAUUAAAAUAUGGCACUGUGUAUCAUUUUUUAUUUUAUCCAGCACAUUUUCAUUCUUAAAUACUGUUGAAUCAUUACUUUUGUCUCUCUUUGUGCUUAUUUUUUUUAUUCUGUAAUAUUAUUUACAAAGUUGCCCUAAAUCUUGUGUACUGCUGAUGAACUGAUGUAACCACCUUGUUAUUUUAUUUCAAUGUAACUCUUUUUCCCCCUGCAAAUACACCACAUGCAAUUAUAUUAGCCCAAUCAACAUGUUUGAAUUUAUAUUUUUAUAAUAUAUAAUUUAUUUGUUAAAUCGACAUUUACUUUGUUGAUGUUUUACAUUACGUAUAUGGAUUAUUCUCUUAUUGUAGUCCAAAUCUGAAAAAAAUCGAAAUAUUUUUAAAAAGGUGUACUCGUUAUCAAAAGCUCGUCUUCUGAACACCUUGAUGAUUUAUGUUUACUGCAAGGAUUAUUUCCCUCUAUCCCUCCUCUAAUUCCUGUCCAUGUGAAGAUAUUCCACUCUCCUCUGUAAUAUCUUUCUCCAUCCUCCUCCUUCUCUACCCCUCCCCAUUUGCCUCUCUCAAUCUCCCACCCCCCCCCCCCCUCUCUCCCCUCUCUCUCUCAAACUAUCGUAACUAUAAGCUAUAUGAAAUUUCUGAUGCACAUUGGAAGUAUUGUACAUGAUGAUAAAAUUAAGUAAAGCUGAAAAUUGUUCUCAGUUCUUCUCAGUUUACGCUGAAUAUUAAUAAUCCAGGCAGCCUCUGCUAUGUUGCCUCUCUCGAAACCACUAGCUCUUUGUUGUCAAUUUUCGUUGAAUAAAGUGUGCUGAAUAAAAUAAUGAUAUCUCUA